AUGGAGCGUCUGAUAGGGGAUCUUUAUGAUCCGGCAAACCAGUCAUCCCCUCAGCACAUCAAUGUGAUCCAGACGCAGAUUCAGCGACUGCAGCGGGAGAAGUCUGCGUGGCAGCUCGGGCUCGACCUGCUGCACCAUGGGGAGGCGAUCGUACGGUUCUAUGGCGCAUUGACGUUGACCAUCAAGAUCAAUGCGGAUUGGGACAAUGAUGGUCUAGGCAGGGACGAACAGAUGAGGAAUUACCUGCUCGAAGCUUUAGUAACCAACUACAUACGUCUCAUCACUCUCCCAGAUUCGAAAUUUGUGUUGCAGAAGCUCGUCUCUACUCUCGUCACCUUCUUUGUGCGACCUGAUUCGGGUUGGACACUGCCACUCAGGCAUAUCCUGGCCUGCAUGAUUGGCAGGCAUUAUGUUCCUGAAGAAGGCUUACCGGAAAUCGAGCAGUUGCUUACUCGCUCCAACACCCUGUCUAAUCAUCAACUUAAAGGGGUCCUGCUGCUUGCCACGGUGAUCGCCGAGGAUCUGAGCAAUCGCACUUCAAGUACAAUGGACGACAGCAAGCUCAAUAGUCGCGUGGCUGCUAACAGUCUUGACGCGUUACAGCUCUUGAGGUACUUUGCAGCAUUUGCCCCAGGGUCCCGGGCUACAGCGUUAGCGAAUGGUCCCGAUCACCGCCAGGUAGAGGAAGAGUCAAAAGAUGGUAGAGCUGUCGAAUUGCUACACCUCGCUGUUCAAGCAAUACCAUACUGGACCAACAUGAUCAGAUAUUCUAACGGUACGGAGACUCGAAGACUCGAAGAUCUCGCUAUACAAUGUAUUUCUGCGGCCAGUAACUAUCUGGAAACGGCGGGUAUGACCGGGAGCGUCCUUCAGAUGCUAAUCUCUCUUGAGCACUCAUCGGCCAGACUUCUACAGCAAGCUCUUGCGGGUUUCCCGUCCACCAUCGUGUCCUCCAAUAUGGCCGCAGAAAUGGUGACUUUGCUAGUACGAGGCGACUUCAUCCCUGACGCUCUGCUCUAUGUCGAUUUCUUGGAGUCGAUCAUGAAUCGUGCUGACACCACCAAGCCUGACUAUCUACAUGAUCAUGGGUUGGCAGAGAUAGUUCAAAUCAUGGGUCGGCUACUUCGCUGUGACGGAGUGGCCGUCAUAGAAGACCCGGUCUGCCACAUCGUCCUCCAGAAAAUCACCGAGAUCGCCGAAGGAUCUACGGACUGGGAAGAUGUGAAUGACCCGGCAAUGGAGUUCCUCAAAACCCUAACAGCAGAUGCCUGCGAGGCGUGCCUUCUGAAGAUCAGAAUCCCCUCUGAGCAAAUGUCCAGUGAGACCCAAGACUGGGAUGUGGAUGACCGGGCAAGGUUUCGCGACUUUCGCUACGACGUGCACGAUUUCUUCCAGUCAGCUUUUACUAUACUGGGGAAUGCAUUGAUCGAGGAAGUCGUCAAUACCGUCGUUCAACAGGGAGCGCCACCGGAAUGGAGUACCUUUGAAGCCAGCACGUUCGGCCUGAUCGCAUUGUUUGAUUGUAUAUCCUCAGAGGCGGACACGUACGAUCUUCUGAUCACCACCGUACUGGGCAGCCCUGCUUGGAGUUACCUGCUUCAAUCUAGUAAUGUUCCAGAUCGGGCGUUGCAGACAGCAAUCAACUUCAUCGCCGAGAACGUCACUUACCUCGAACGGCAUUCCGACCGGCUCGUCCCUAUUCUCAAUUUCCUCUUCUCCUCGCUACACCUCCAAGCGUCAACAACUGCGGCUUCACGUGCAAUUUUCAAGCUCUGCGACUCGCAUCGAGUGAUACUUCGGGAAGGACUGCCCCAGUUCAUGGGAACCCUGGGCUCAAUAGGAGAUAUCGCCGAAGCAGAGAGACACCGAAUCUUUGCGGCUGUUGCAGCGAUCAUCCAAGCGCUUCCUGGAGACGAAGCGAAAACUGAGCCACUCACACAACUUCUGGCUACCAUCGGGCAAACCCUUAGAAGUGCGGACGAUGGCACCGUAGACAAAGACGGCAUGGUGAGAGUUUGCACGGACAUUGUACAAACCUUGGCCUCGAUCGGCAAAGGUUUGCGAUCGCCUGCAGAUGUUCCAGUCGACCUGGAGGCACCGACCACAAACCCAUCGGAGUUCUGGACGAAAGGGCCUGGUGCACAUGUGCAGCAGGAGGUUCUGGGCAUUUACCAUGCCACGCUACAAAAGGUUCAGUCCAACAUUGAUCAUGUCUUCGUCGAUGCAUGCUGUGACUUCAUCAGAUCAGGGUUCACCGAGACGCACCCAUCGCCGUUCAAGUUCUCAGACUCGGUCGGGCUUGACUUGAUAAUGGAGUUUAUCAGCGUCGACAAUCCGAGCAUCGACAACGCCAUGGCGUGUGCCACUAGCUACCUGGCCUCGGUGAGUUCCGAAAACAUACCAGUAAGUGUGAGGGCCGUGUUGUAUGCUGUGGUCUCCCAUCAGCAGCAUAUCCUCUCCAUCCACCAGCAGACUGCCCAGGGGCCAAGUAGCAGUUUCCCUUCUGCAUCGCUGGACUUCUUGGGGCGCUGCUUCGGUAAGUGGGGGAAGUUAUGGUUCGAGAUACAAGACUCUCAAGAGACGGUCGCGGUAGCUAUGGAGCUAGGAUUGAUGGUGAUGACAGAUUCUGACACGCUGCCACGACGAUCCGCAGCGGCAUUCUUCGCAGCAUUUGCUGACUUUAGCGGGCCUGAGACUGGACUUGAUGGCGAUGCAGGCGUAAGAGUGGGCACUGUCUUAGCUCGAUUUGGUCCUCGCAUCCUGUCACUGCUGCUGCGACUACUGGGUGGAGAAUGUGCGCGAUCCGAACUCGACAGCUUGUCAGAGACGCUGAAGCGAUACGUGCAGAAGCAACCGAUGCUCACCAAGGCAGUCUUCAGGGCAGCAGUUAAAGAAGAGGCUGGGGUAAUGAACGAAAAGGCACUCCAAGCUACGACGCUAGAACAACGGAAGCGGUUUGUCUCUCAGGUUGAGGCAUUGCGAGGAGCUCGGAAGACAAAUGAGGUAGUCAGGGACUUUUGGAUUGCGUGUAGGGGAAGUGGCUUUGGAUACAUCGCAUGA
Molecule: messenger RNA, 3060 nt
Organism: Cladophialophora yegresii CBS 114405
Lineage: Eukaryota; Fungi; Ascomycota; Eurotiomycetes; Chaetothyriales; Herpotrichiellaceae
Exons: 2
Coding region: 1-3060 (1019 amino acids)
Biological process (GO): protein import into nucleus
Cellular component (GO): cytoplasm; nuclear membrane
Source: RefSeq, a predicted model, not a curated record